CGCGGGGCGGCCCCGGAAGCGCUCGGCGGCGGCGGCGGGCGGUGCCGGGCGGUGCCGGGCCGAGCUCGGCGGGCGGGGGCGCGGGAUGGAGGUGAUCAGGAGCAACUUUAAGGAUAACCUAAAUAAAGUGUAUGAAGCCAUUGAAGAGUCGGACUUCCUGGCCAUCGACGGAGAGUUUUCAGGGAUCAGUGAUGGGCCUUCAGUUAGUGCAUUAACAAAUGGCUUUGACACUCCAGAAGAAAGGUAUCAGAAACUUAAAAAGCAUUCCAUGGAUUUUUUGCUCUUUCAGUUUGGCCUUUGCACUUUUAAAUAUGAUGAGACAGAAGAAAAGUAUAUUAUGAAGUCAUUUAAUUUCUAUAUUUUUCCAAAACCCUUUAACAGAAAUUCACCAGAUGUCAAGUUUGUCUGUCAGAGUUCAAGUAUAGAUUUUUUAGCAAACCAGGGAUUUGAUUUUAAUAAAGUUUUUCGCAAUGGAAUUCCAUAUUUAAAUCAGGAAGAGGAGAGACAGCUAAGGGAACAGUAUGAUGAAAAACGUUCUCAAGCCAAUGGUGCAGGAUCUCUGUCAUACAUUUCUCCUAAUUCCACAAAGUGUCCUGUAACAAUUCCUGAAGAUCAGAAAAAAUUUGUAGAGAAAGUAGUGGAACAGAUAGAAGACUUACUAAAGAAUGAAGAAAGUGAAAGUUUGGAACUGGAGCCAUGUACAGGAUUUCAAAGGAAAUUAAUUUAUCAGACCUUGAGCUGGAAGUAUCCGAAAGGUAUCCACGUGGAAACUCUGGAGUCAGAUAAGAAGGAGAGGUAUAUUGUUAUUACUAAGGUAGAUGAAGAGGAACGAAAAAGAAGAGAGCAGCAGAAACAAGCAAAAGAACAGGAAGAAUUGAAUGAUGCUGUAGGAUUUUCCAGAGUUGUCCAUGCCAUUGCUAAUUCUGGCAAGCUUGUUAUUGGGCACAACAUGCUGUUGGAUGUUAUGCACACCAUACAUCAGUUCUAUUGCCCCUUACCUGAUGACCUAAGUGAGUUCAAGGAAGUAACAUCAUGUGUCUUUCCCCGGUUACUGGAUACUAAACUGAUGGCAAGUACGCAACCUUUUAAGGAGAUGAUUAAUAAUACAUCACUUGCAGAACUGGAAAAGCGUUUAAAAGAGGUUCCAUUCAGCCCUCCUAAAGUUGAAAGUGCAGAAGGAUUUCCAAGUUAUGAUACAGCAUCUGAACAACUCCAUGAAGCAGGAUAUGAUGCUUACAUUACUGGACUGUGCUUCAUUUCCAUGGCUAAUUUCCUAGGUUCAUUCCUCAGUCCUCCGAAAAACCACGUGUCUGCUAGAUCAAAACUCAUUGAACCUUUUUUUAACAAGCUGUUUCUUAUGAGAGUAAUGGACAUACCAUAUCUCAAUUUGGAAGGACCAGACUUGCAGCCCAAACGAGAUCAUGUUCUUCAUGUUACUUUUCCCAAAGAGUGGAAGACUAGUGACCUAUACCAGCUUUUCAGUGCCUUUGGUAACAUUCAGGUUUCGUGGAUUGAUGAUACAUCUGCAUUUGUCUCAUUGAGCCAGCCAGAGCAAGUACAAAUAGCUGUAAACACCAGCCGGUAUGCUGAAAGUUAUAGGAUCCAGACAUAUGCAGAAUAUGUGGAGAAAAAAUAUGAAGAAAAACAGGCCAAGAGAAAAUGUACAGAAGAUAGUUGGAAGGAGAUGGAGAGGAAGAGGUUAAAAACCCAGUGCACACCUUACAUUUCCCAGAGUCGAUACUACUGUGUUAACAGUUUUACAGGUACCAGUACAGUGGGAAAGAGAAGCAUGAGUCCUAUUGAGGAAGAAACUGUUUCUGAUGAUAUGGAAGAGGCAGAAGGCCAAGAUCCAGAAAAUGAUCAGGCAGACUCCUGUGCAGAAUCCUUUCCAGAUGGUAAGAAGAGAGCAAAAAAGUUGAAAAAGAUCAAGACAGAACAAGUUCCAGCAGGAAACCUCACAACUAGUUCCACUGGAAUUUUUGAGGUCCCUGAAACAUGGUAGGAAACAACUGCCUUAAAAAGUGGAAUUUAUUGAAAACAGUUGAGAGAAUACACCUCUUGGAAGCCAUACUUUAUUUAAAUAAAGUGGUGUUAACAAUGCA
Molecule: messenger RNA, 2102 nt
Organism: Taeniopygia guttata (zebra finch)
Lineage: Eukaryota; Metazoa; Chordata; Aves; Passeriformes; Estrildidae
Gene: PARN
Product: poly(A)-specific ribonuclease
Biological process (GO): priRNA 3'-end processing; nuclear-transcribed mRNA poly(A) tail shortening; siRNA 3'-end processing
Cellular component (GO): cytoplasm; nucleus
Molecular function (GO): poly(A)-specific ribonuclease activity; RNA binding; metal ion binding
Source: RefSeq, a predicted model, not a curated record